Messenger RNA from Pelobates fuscus (common spadefoot toad), 1844 nucleotides. RefSeq names its product peroxisomal biogenesis factor 16 (gene PEX16). Gene Ontology annotation, biological process: peroxisome organization. The transcript is spliced from 11 exons. The coding region runs from base 69 to 1094 and encodes 341 amino acids. The record is from RefSeq and is a predicted model, not a curated record. Gene Ontology annotation, cellular component: peroxisomal membrane. NCBI's taxonomy places the organism in Eukaryota, Metazoa, Chordata, Amphibia, Anura, Pelobatidae.
CUCCUCCCAUUGUGGGAGGGCUGAUGCUGCUGUCUCUGCAGACCAGGAAGAAAUGAGAGAAGAUUAGAAUGGCUGCAUCCAGAUACUGGGAGAAACUGCACGAUUUCAGCCGCAAAUACAGGGAGUAUGUGGUGCAGAACCCCAGCGGCGCCACCCAGCUGGAGGGGGCAGUACGCAUGGUGUCCUACCUAAUAGCAGGGCGAUUUUCAGAUUCCCACGAGCUGUCUGAGUUGGUGUAUUCUGCCUCCAACUUGCUGGUUUUACUCAACGAUGGGAUCUUGAGAAAGGAGUUACUGAAACCGGCCCCUACUGAUGCUUCUCGACAGCGGCUCCUUAAUUGGCUUGGGAUCCUGGAAAGUCUGGAGGUUUUUAUUGAGAUUGGAGCAGCUCGUGCCUGGGGCGAGAGAACCAGAUGGGUUGCCAUUCUUCUUAUCCAACUUCUCAAGGCUUGUUUACGCAUCGUUCUCCUUCUCUGGUACAAAGCUGGGAUACAAAGUUCACCUCCUGUGACUCCAUUGGACAGAGAGGAAACCCUAAAUCGGUCAGGUGAAGACAACAGCAGAGAGGACAGCAGCUUUGUGGGCAGACGGUCUAGUCGUUCAGUACGUUCCUUGUCUGAUGCCCCUUCCUCCCGCCGCCGCUACUGGAGGAGCCCACAGACCCAAGAAGGACACCAAAGGAGAACGAGAGACGAGGAGAGAAAUGGAGAACCCAGUGAACUCGGGAUGCUGGGCACAGUUGCAGAAACGGUUCACAUCCUCAGACCCAUCACACAUCUGGUGAGUUUAGCAGUAUGGGGUCAGAAAUCGUGGAAACCCUGGAUGUUAGCAGCUGCGUUGGACAUAACCAGUCUAUUGAAACUGAGUGACACUCAAAACCUGAAUCGUAAAGAACGAAGAGAACUGAGACGUCGGACCCUCCUCUUACUGUAUUACCUGCUGCGUUCUCCCUUCUACAACCGUUACACAGAGGCUCGACUCCUCUUGCUGCUGCGUCUGUUGGGAGACUAUGUUCCAGGACUCGGUUUGGUUGCAAGACCUCUUAUGGACUACCUACCUGUCUGGCAGAAGAUCUAUUUCUAUAACUGGGGCUGAAGGCACUUCGUAGAUGGACUCUUGGUUGCCCAUUACUGGAUGCAAUACUCGGGGAACAGACGGCUGAACAGUUUGCUGGGCCCAUUACAAUGCCAUCAUGGACGGGUCUAUAGACUGUCUCCUUCUAGAUCCCAGAUAUCCUAACGUGGAGCUGAAUGUCUGUCAUGCACAAAUUGCACCCCCUAAUUCUAUCACUGCUCAUCCUACCCAGCUCUCUUGGAUAUGUUGUCCCUGGUGUAACUUGCAGGAAUAUCAUUACAAGUCAAUGUGGGGUUUAUUUACUAAACUCUGAAUUCUAGUGAAUUUAAAUCCGAAUGGCAAAAUUGAGGAUAAAAUAGAAAAGCUGGCACUGUAGCUGAGCUGUAGCCAUUAGCCAUUUUGGCCUCAAGUUUACCAUUCAGUUUUCAACUUGCUCCAAUUCAGAGUUUAGUGAAUGAGCUCCUACGCAAUGUCUAUGUUAUUACAAACUUUAGCAAAUACUCACAAACCAGCAUUACUGUAUAUAGAGCGUUGUAUGUGUGGAAUGCACACCGGACACGAUGUGAGCUUUAACUGGUUAAUCCCUAACAUAGAACAUUAUUCUCAAACUGCUAUCAGACUGCAAGUCUCAGGCCUCAUGUAGACCGCUGUUGGGAAUGCAAAGUCUAACACAAAGAGCAAUUAGAGAUGGGAUCUGUAGGAUUUUUAUCAUUUCCUUAUACGAGCCAAUCAAUGGACUGUACAUAUAAUAAAAUCUUUCUAUUCUCUUUA